This is a messenger RNA of Panicum virgatum (switchgrass), 911 nucleotides long. RefSeq names its product putative expansin-B14. The transcript has 3 exons. Lineage: Eukaryota; Viridiplantae; Streptophyta; Magnoliopsida; Poales; Poaceae. The coding region runs from base 1 to 807 and encodes 268 amino acids. The record is from RefSeq and is a predicted model, not a curated record.
AUGGCCCUCCUCGGGGUUGCCGCCGUGCUCCUCCUCCUCGUCGCCGGCACCGACGGCGCCGUCAAGGAGGAGCAGCACGGCUUCGCCAUCUGGACUGCCACGGCCGGGGGGACGGACGGCGAAGGCGCGUGCGGCUACGGUGGCCACCCGGCGGAGACCAUCCCCUUCAACGGCCUGGUCGCGGGGCUGGGCGCCGACCACGGUGACUGCGGCGUCUGCUACAGGGUCAUCUGCCACCACAACGACGCGUGCGACGACGACGGGUUUCGCGUCACCGUCACGGACAUGUGCCGCGGCGCGGCGUGCGCUCAUGCUCGGGGCAACCUCUUCGAGUUGACGAAUGAUGACUUCGUCCGGAUGGCGAAACCUGGCCGCGGGGACGAGCUGCGUGCCGCCGGGCUGGUGUCUGUACGCUACCAGUGGGAGGACUGCGCCUACUCGCCGUUGCCCCCGUCCGGCCUCAACUUCCCGGCCUUCCGCGUCGUCCCGGGCUCUACCGACAAGGACUUCGCCGUCACCGUCGUGUGCAUCGAAGGCAUGGCGGCCGGCAAGGAAGUCAUGGUGCAGAUAAAGAACAAAGGAGAGGCGGACUGGCACUUGAUGACUUGGACCGGGGGAGCCACCUGGAAGUACACCUCGCGCAACACGAGCCUGACCCCUCUGCCCGUCACCGCCCCCAUUUCGAUGAAGGUCACGGAGCCCUUGCUCGGCUCUUACCGCCCGCCGCCGGUCAAGGAGGUCACAGCGGACGAGGUCAUCCCGGCUGGCUGGCAGGCGGGAAAGACCUACUAUCCGCGAGCGAGCUAGAUGAUGAUAUCCCAGUCAUGCCAGCCAGAUCAUAUCGAUAUGUAUGUGUGUGAUAUGUAGUGCGUGUACGAUGAUGAGACGCAUGCGUGCAUGUACCGAUGUAA